Cynara cardunculus var. scolymus (artichoke) is the source of this 2424-nucleotide messenger RNA. RefSeq names its product AP-5 complex subunit mu. The record is from RefSeq and is a predicted model, not a curated record. Gene Ontology annotation, cellular component: lysosome; cytosol; AP-type membrane coat adaptor complex. Gene Ontology annotation, biological process: endosomal transport. NCBI's taxonomy places the organism in Eukaryota, Viridiplantae, Streptophyta, Magnoliopsida, Asterales, Asteraceae. The transcript is spliced from 8 exons. The coding region runs from base 4 to 1908 and encodes 634 amino acids.
GCAAUGCCCAGUAGUUGCAGCAUCCGAGCUCUAUGGAUCCUUAACAAUCAAGAUACCGUCGUCUUCUCUCGGAGGUUUUCGGUGGUCGAGAGACGUUGGAGUGUUGCUUGUAAGAAAGCAAAUGAGAAGUCUACAGAUAAUCAAGAUUCUAGUGUGUUGUUUUCUUCUCUUCCCACGGAUUUGGAACUAGCUGCUGCGUUUGCGGACCGGAAGAAGAGGGAAGGGUCUGCACAUGGGUAUGGAAUACGGGUCAAACAGUCAAUUCAAGGAUCAGAUUCAUGGGUUGAUGAUCCAAUCAUGCGUCAUAUUGUAAGUCUCCAUGUCAAGAAAGAGGAAGAUGGGGAAGAUCAUACAUUUUGGCCAUUCGUUUUGCACACCAAGGGCCAAUACUACAUCCUUGUACUGCCCUUCGUUGAACCUGUUCAUUUUAAAGCAUACAGCAUAAUAUGCAGGAGGCCUGAUUGUGGCAAUGCCGUUGGAGUUGAUGGCAGUUUGUCUUCCCUCUUGCUUCAACUUCCAUGCAUCACAGGUUUGAUUUUUCUUUACAGGGCAUUCAUGGUGGCCCAUGUUUUAGGUGACAUAAUUACGUCAGAUAUCCCAGAACCUGAAGUAGUUGUAAGCGCAGCACCUUCUGUCGGAGGGUUAUUGGAUUCCUUAACUGGAAGUAUCGGCAUUUCUGCUAGACCAAAACCUGUGGCAGCACCAGUUGCAGCCUCCACUAAUUCCAGCACCGUUGCCGGUAGUUCUGGCUCAUUAGACUCUCCAAAAAUUGGUCCCAGGAACCCGGAAAAAGAUGCACUUCGAAGUUUCAUCAGUACUGCAAUGCCAUUCGGUACACCCUUGGACAUCAGCUACUCCAAUAUUUCUGCUAUUAGGACCAGUGGCUUCUCAUCAGCUGAUGUGCCACCUGUAGACAGCAAGCAACCAGCUUGGAAACCAUAUCUCUUCAAAGGAAAACAGAGGCUGCUAUUCACAAUCCACGAGAUCGUCAACGCAACAAUGUAUGACCGAGAUGAGAUUCCCGACAGCUUAUCAAUAUCUGGGCAAGUGAACUGUCGUGCAGAAUUAGACGGACUUCCUGAUGUCCUGUUUCCGCUGAAGGGAUUAAAUAGUAAACAGGUUGAGAUAUUGUCGUUUCAUCCUUGUGCUCAAGUUCCUGAACAACAAGGUGGGGAUAAGCAGUCUGUGAUGUUUUCACCACCACUUGGUAAUUUUGUAUUAUUACGCUAUCAAGCAUAUUGCUCGUUAGGAAUUCCAAUUAAGGGAUUUUACCAGCUUUCCAUGGUCUCGGAAAAUGAAGGCGCCUUCUUAUUCAAAUUGUCUUUGAUGGAGGGUUAUAAGUCCCCAUUAACAAUGGAAUUUUGUACGGUAACUAUGCCAUUCCCCAGAAGAAAGGUAUUAGCGUUUGAGGGGACGCCUUCUAUUGGAACUGUUUCCCAUACCGACCACUCUGUUGAAUGGAAAAUUAUAACGAGCGGUCGUGGGGUUGGUGCAAAGAGUAUUGAAGCAACUUUCCCUGGAACUGUGAAGUUCGCUCCAUGGAAAACUCAAAGGCCAGCCACAUCUGGGUCUCUCCAAGGGAUUAUAGCUGAGGAAGACAGUGAUACGGAAAUGGAGUCAGCAAAUAAUAUGGUUAAUGUAGAGGAAUAUUUGAUGGAGAAAAUGAACAAGGAUCUUCCAGCAGUUGAUUUAGAAGAGCCAUUUUGCUGGCAGGCAUACAACUAUGCAAAGGUAUCUUUCAAGAUGGGCGGUACAUCUCUAUCGGGAAUGACAAUAGAUUCUAAAUCUGUAAACAUCUUUCCAUCUGCCAAGGUACCUGUGGAGUUUUCAACCCAGGUCCACUCUGGGGAUUACAUCUUGUGGAAUACAUUAGGAAAAGUCCCUGUGGCUGCUACACCAAAAAAUUGACAACUUUGCAUCCAUCCUGCAAAUGUUUUAAGUACAAGCGAGGUGCACAAUUUCCUUUCUUUUGUGUAUUGGUUUCAAACUCGACACAAACAGUGUGCAACGUUUAUUUACGUCACUCCCAUUCUCUUUUCAACAUGGACAUCAAUCGUUUCGAUUUCAUCUGUUUGAGAAUAUGUAGAACCCUAUUAGAUUACUCUUCAAAAGAGCUUUUCAAGAAAUCAUUAAGCUACUAUCAAUGUUAUAAUCAAAUUCAUCAUAAUUCUCUCUUAUACUUAUGCUCGGAAAAUAAAAAGCAUUGUUUGUUUAUAUUAGGAACGGAAUGUAUUCCUCACGCCGUCGGCAGGUUCACAAUAGAGAAAACAUCUCAUUCGAACAACAUUAUUCAAGCAUGUCGUUAAGCUCCAUUUUUUCUUUGACCUAUAGCAACUCUGAGCAAUAACCUCAACCAUUCGGUUGCUGCCAGGCGUACCACAUAAUUUAACAAAAUUCGUGGUCUUUCCUGUUAGUAUAAAUGUC